AUCCAGACUCAUACAGAGUCCAGCUUGCCGUGCUGGCAAUGUCAUUUUCGUAAUUUUAUGAUCUUCGAUGUCAAUAUGACCGCCGUCUCUCCUCCCCUGCAUCGCCCGUGGAUUUAAUUGCCAUUUAGUGCGAGAGAGGAGGCUUCAUCGGAGGAGAUGAGCCCGACGACGGAGAAGCCGGCCGAGACAGCCACCGAGGCCACCGGAGGAGGAGGAGGAGGAGGAGCACUGCCUGCGGAGCCCGUCGGGGCCGCGCAGGACCCCUGCUACGACUGGCGACGGGACGCGAUCGAGGGCGGCUCCCUUCGCCACGUUGAUCUCCACACGGGCACCAACGGCUGGGCCUCCCCUCCCGGUGACCUCUUUCACCUCCGUGGCCCCAACUACUUUUCCCGCCGGCAGAAGUGCCCCUCCGGCGAGUGGCUCCUCAGGCCCGCCGGCGUCGACUGGCUCCGCUCCACCUCCCGCCUUGACAACGUCCUCGGCCGCCCGGACAACCGCGUGGCCGGUGCCCUCCGACGCGCCCGCGCUCUCGGCGUCGCCCGUAAGGCCUUUAUCUUCGCCGUCAAUCUCCAGGUUCCUGGCCGUGAGUGCCACUCCGCCGUCUUCUACUUCGCCGCCGAGGAGCCAAUCCCGCCGGGCUCCCUCUUCUACCGCUUCGUCCACGGCGACGACGCCUUCCGGAAUGCGCGAUUCAAAAUCGUCAACCGGAUCGUGAAGGGACCUUGGAUCGUGCGGGCCGCCGUCGGGAACCACGCUGCCUGCCUCCUGGGGAAGGCGCUCACCUGCAAAUACCUCCUCGGUGAGGACUACCUCGAGAUCGACGUUGACAUCGGGAGCUCCGCCCUCGCCAACGCCAUCCUCCACCUCGCCCUCGGCUGCGUGACGGCGGUCACAAUCGACAUGGGGUUCCUGGUGGAGGCGCAAGCGGAGGAGGAGCUGCCGGAGCGUCUCCUGGGUGCGGUCAGGGUAGCGCAGAUGGAGAUGAGUUCGGCCACCUACGUGGAGACUAAACCCAAGUCAGCAGAGGCCGGAAAGGGGGGGUUCCGCGGGCUGGCGAAGGUCAACCACCACCAGGAUAGUAGCUCGACUUCGAAGCCAUCGAGAUCAGGAGACGGCAAGGAACGCAACGAAGGUUAGGGCUUUCAUCACUUGCUCUUUGUCAAAAAGGCGAGUUUUUUAGGGUAUGCAGAUAAUAAUCUGCCAACUCUGGAAAGGGAUGGUGGGAUCGUCAGGGUAUAUAUAGCAUGUCUUCAUCUUCUUCAGACGCAUCUUAUGUUUAAUUGCUCGAGUUGAUAUCUCCAUGCUUAAUCAAGUUGCUUGUUGGUAUUCA
This is a messenger RNA of Musa acuminata AAA Group (dessert banana), 1333 nucleotides long. Its product is annotated as protein ENHANCED DISEASE RESISTANCE 2-like. The coding region runs from base 157 to 1140 and encodes 327 amino acids. The record is from RefSeq and is a predicted model, not a curated record. The transcript has a single exon. Lineage: Eukaryota; Viridiplantae; Streptophyta; Magnoliopsida; Zingiberales; Musaceae.